AUGAGAGUCACUCGCGGCGUGAUUCUCCUCCCCGCCCUAUCUUCUAACGCCCGUCGUAGCUACAUUGCGACCUUCACACGCUCUUCGAAUGCCGGACCUCAUCCCUGCCCUAUGACGCGCUCCCCUCAAGCAAAGCCCACGACUCGACCACCGCACCCGCAUCUCCACUGUGCUUGUCCAACUUUGGUCGACAAGUAGCUCGAAAUUCACACGGUAGUCGCAAAAAGUUUGCUCCUGAGACGGCCGAGUGAUCAGCUCUCUAAAUUAGCCCAUGCUCGGUAUUGCAAGUGCUCCACAUACAGGAACGAACUGUCAAGAGCAGCGGGUAUAGACGCUUGAACUCGAAAACCGGUGGGUGUGAUGAAGGAAGAGGUGUCGGAAAGCUAUCGUCGCCCCCGCGUCGACUCGAUGGUCUCCCAGUCUGACAUCGUGGGCAGCUGCGAGCAAUGACAUGUUCUUUGAUGGCCUCCAAAUUGUCGAUCAAGAAUUACCCCUCCUUUCAACUUUGACAGCUGGCCGAGCUCUUUCAACAUUUCAAGGGGUAAAGACAUGGCUAUCGUGCAUGGCACGCAUCGUGGCAGGC
This is a messenger RNA of Ectocarpus sp. CCAP 1310/34, 583 nucleotides long. The record is from the annotation of a GenBank genome assembly. NCBI's taxonomy places the organism in Eukaryota, Phaeophyceae, Ectocarpales, Ectocarpaceae.